CUGCCUCUAUAAAACCUGCCUGACUGCUGAUCUCAGCUAGUCUCUCAGUCUCUCCUCUCUCUGUCUUCUUCUCUCUCUCUCUCUCUUCUCUCUCUCUUCCUCCUCUCUGCCGCCUCCACUGCAGGCCAGGAGCUAUCCAGUGCUGAACAAGUGAAUUUUUUCUUUUUUUCAGCAGCGUAAGCGCGUGUGUGUGUGUACAGUAGAAGGCACACACACACAGUAUUGUACCAUCAGACAUCUCUCUCUUCUCCUGCGUGCUCUUCAUUUUUUCUUUAUGUAGUCACUGUUUUUUAUUUUUUUUUGGGACGUGGAUCUUUUUUUAUACACUGGAUUUCAUUCAGGACGAUUUUUCACCAGGGUUUUUUUUCUGUCUGCGGCCGAUGUGAAGGAUUUCUGGUGCGUCUGUGCGACCGUGUGUGAACCAUGCCUCGCUCAUUCCUGGUGAAGAAAAUCAAACUGGAUGAUUUCUCCUCGUCUCCCGUGUCAGCAUCUAACCAUCAUCAUCUCAAUGAUUCCUUCACACGCUCUCGCUCCAGCCUGGGCGUCCGGCUUUGCCAAAAUGGCUACAUCCAGGAUUACAUCAGCUCUUCUGAAUACACAGAGGAGAAGCAGGCCGACAUGAAGCUAAGCUCAGAUCCACUGUACUCCCCAGUCAGCAGCGGAGGAGGGGAGUACUGCCAACCGGACCUGGAGCACCCGGACAGCCCCCAAUCUGGCCUCACGGCCCGCGAAUACUUCAGUAGUGAGAGCGAAUCUCUCAGCGAGGGAUACACCAUGGAUGCAUUCUUCAUAUCUGACGGCCGUUCAAGGAGGAAGGGAGAGGUCGCAGAAGAAAGUAAAGUUGCCGAUGACGAGAAAGAAGUGGCGGCGGUGAACAACGGAGGUCCCCGACACAGCUGCAACGAGUGCGGAAAGACCUACGCCACUUCAUCCAACCUGAGCCGACACAAGCAGACCCACCGCAGCCUUGACAGCAAGAUGGCACGCAAGUGUCCCACCUGCAACAAGCUUUACGUGUCCAUGCCGGCUCUGGCCAUGCACAUCCUCACUCAUGACCUCAAGCACAAAUGUCAUGUGUGCAGCAAAGCCUUCAGCCGGCCCUGGCUGCUUCAGGGGCACAUGAGAUCACAUACAGGAGAAAAACCCUUCGCCUGUGCCCACUGCGGGAAAGCCUUCGCUGAUCGGUCCAACCUACGAGCGCACAUGCAGACGCAUUCGUCCUUCAAACACUACCGCUGCAAGCGCUGCAAUAAGACCUUCGCCCUGAAGUCCUACCUGAACAAGCACUACGAGUCCGCCUGCUUCAGAGGCUCCGGAGAUGAGGACGAGUCUGGCUCCGAGAUUUAACAAAAGAGAAAAGAUGAAGAUGAGUCAACGCUUUCAAAAAACCCCCCACAGACUCCCUUCACAGACCCCACAUUCCCUUUUUUAUAAAGCAAUAUUUUCACCAAGAAAAAAAACCAAACCAAUCCAAUAAGAAGAAGACAAUAAUGAAUAGAUGCUGGAUUUUUUUCUUUGGUAAAAAAAAAGACCCUCUCAUAUAGACGCGUACAAUUAUGAGGCCUGGCAUGCAAAUUUUUAUGAACAUAAUACUAUUAAUAAUGAUAGUAAUAAUAUUUAGAUUCCUGAUGUUUUAUAGUAAAUCAUAAAAAGACAUAAAAAAAAGGACAGCAACAGGUUUGUGCUUUUUGAGCAAUGAAAUCAAUUUGUAUUUUUAUGCUGCUCUUUUAUUUUGAAUUCUUUUGCAACUGCCAACACAAACUUUUUAUGAAAAUGUGAAUAACGACAGCAUUUGCAAAAAAGAAAAAAAAAAAGAUUGUAGACCUCUGAAAAGGUACAAACUUUUGUUACACUUUUGGUAUUUUGUUUAUAAUUGUUAUUUUUAUAUUCAGUGUUUCCUGCAGUUUCUAGGUUCCAUUAUUUAUUUGUUUAUUUAUUUAUUCUGCCAAUCAUAUCCAGUAACUAUGUGAGGAGAGCGACCAUCACUCUGUGUUUACCAUACGGAGGAAACAGCACUCAAAACUAAACAUUUCAAUCAUCUCCAAACAUUCGAAACAUUCAAAAUACAGACGACAGGGACUUUCAACAACAUCUCUGCUCGCUCUGCUGAGCUUCCUCACACUAGAACAGACUGCAUGUGCUUCAGAUGCCUGGAGCUCCGCCCCUUGUCUUCCUGCUCCAUGAAUACCUCACCCAGAGGCAGGUAUGACCUCUAACCUCUGCUCUUUCCACGCUCUUAAAGCACCCAUCACACAAACCUAAUUUCUACCAUUCCAGUAUUGUUGUUGAGUAUUUAUGUAUUUAUUAAUGCACUAUUUUCAUUUUCUUAUUUAUUUCAUGUGUAUUUAUUUAUUUAUGCACCUAUCUAUCUACUUAUUUAUUUAUUUAUUUGGUUGAUUAUUCUCUGUGUUAUUGGAUACUGAACUGCCGUUGACCUUUUAAGAUGCUGCUCUUUAAUGAAAAUCUUUAUAUGCAUGAUUCAGCUGUAGAGGGAUUUUAUUAUUUUAUUUUUUUUUUUUUAGAGGGAUGGUAUGCAGUGUUUGAAAGCAGAUGAAUUCAGGUGUGAUGCUUUGUUUAAUGGGCAAUAAUUUUUCUUAGGAACAGCAACUUGUAUAAUCAAAGCUGUCCUGUAAGCAGUCAAUGUAGGGCAAUAAACAAAAAACUCCUUAAUAUCUCAAAGGUCAUUCUCUCCAUUUCGUCGUUUCUAGAACUCCAUUUCUUGCUAAGACCAUCCAGAAUGUCUACAUACAGUAUGAUGUGUGUGACUCCACCCACAUUUGUGACAUCACAGUUCAUCUCAUUGCCAAAUGCUAAACAAUUUAGUUAUCAAGAAAUCUUUUAUAUGCUAAAACCAACAAAACAUACAUUAAUAUUAGUGCUGUCAAAUGAUGAAUCGCGAUUAAUCGCAUCCAAAAUUAUUUUUUGUUUAUGUAAUUAAUAUAUGUGUGUGUACUGUGUGUAUUUGUUUAUAAAUACAAACACAUGCAUUUAAGAAAAAUAUGUCAAUAUAUAUUUAUAUUUAACAUAAAAUUGAAUAAUAUAAAUAUAUAAGUGUUAAUAUUUUCAAAAUAUAUACUGUAUAUGUUUGUAUUUAUAUAUGCAUAAUAAAUAUACACAGUACACACACAUAUAUUACAUAAACAAUUUUUUUUUUAUUCUGGAUGCGAUUAAUCGUGAUUAAUCGUUUGACAGCACUAAUUAAUAAAUAUAUCCCUCAAAGUGCAAAACGAACUCGACAGAUAAUACAAUUCCUGUUCUUUUUGAACUUACAAAUGUAAAACAUUUAAAAAUACAUUUUAAUAAGAAAAUCAGCAGCAAUAAGCCUUUUUCUAACAGACUUUUUACUAUUAUCACAGACUUAAUAUAACUGUCUUAUGUCUCAGCAAUAGUUUUGAAUGCAAUUAUAAAAAGACUAACCCAGAGCAUGACAUAUUUCAUGUAUUUGGCUUUAGCUGUCCAAAUAAAUCCCAUCAUAAGCUAUAAUAAGCUUUUAUUAGAAUUUCAGUGACAUGUAAAAUAGAAGUCCCAAAUCCUAGACCCAGAAAUAAUGACCCCCCCAGAAUGGCCAAUCAGGAUGGAUUAUUCAUUGUUUGGGAGAAAAGAGUGCUGGGUUCAGGACAGAGAUGAAACAAAAUAGAGGCUUAAUGGCAGCAUUGAUGGAAAUAGCUGAGCAUAUGGCGCCAAUGUGCCGCUGCCUGCAUAAUAAAGAUCUGAAAGAUGUUUGGAGAUGAAAGGAUGAGAUGUGCAAUCAGAAUGCGACAGUGUAAAUCAACUGUCUCCUUGCUGUCUCUCCUGUGAAGCAGAAAAAGCGGAAACGAAACUGCUUAUUUUAUAAUAAAAUUAAAUUUAGCACCAUCAUGAGAAACCUCGCAUAGGACAAUAUGCAUCAGCAUAUAUGAUGCAGCUCAUGUCAGAGUAAAAAGAAGCUGUGUCCACUCCACUAAAGGGUAAACAGGUGUUGCUGGACAGACAGUAGUCUGAGAGCAUAACUGAGUCUGAGUUUAACCUUGUGAGGAAGGUCGAGCAGCACCAGCCAAAGGCUCUGUCAGCAUUUUGCAUAUUGUAAAAAAAAGUAUGCCACAAUCUCAGUAAUGGGCCAAAACCUGUGGGGAAUGGAUAAUGAGUUUCUCCUCCCACUUUUCUUCUCUUCUUUGCCUCUUUUCCACCCAUUCCUGACCUAAUACAUUGGCACGCUGUGUCUCUACAUGUCCUAGCAAGGUUCUUCAUGGUAUUUCACACUCAUUGCUGAUGGACAUCAGUGUCAGAAACAUAAUAACAACUAUUAAAAAAUGCACCUGCUGAAACUGAAAUUUUCAGGUGUAUACUUGAUCACUGGUAGAAUGAUUACAAUGGUGAUCACUAUUUAAAAUGUUAACAUAAAACAUUACAAAUAUUUAAUAAAUACAUAAGAUAACAUGACAUCUUAUUUCAUAGUACCUUAUUCUAGACAGACCAAUAAAGUAGAAUAUUAUAUAUAUAUUAUAUAUAUAUAUAUAUAUAUACAUACACACACAUACACAUACAUACACACUACCAUUCAAAGGUGUGGGGUUUAAACUGGUCAAAGAUAACACUUAAGACAUUCAUAAUUUUACAAAUGAUUUCUAUUUCAAUAAACAAUCAUUAUAUUCGUCAAAGAAUACUGAAAAAAUAUAUAUCAUGGCUUCAACAAGAAUAUUAAGCAGCAAUAUUAACUGUUUUCAACAGUGAAACUGAAGACUGGAAUAAGGCUGCUGAAAAUUCAGCUUUGCCAUCAUAAAUGACAUCUGAAAAUAGGCCUAUAUUAAAUAGAAAAUAGGCUAGUUCUUUUAAAUUGUAAAAAUAUUUCACAAUAAAAAAUUUUACAGUCUUAUUGUUCAAAUAAUGAGACUAAGAGAAAUCGUACUUUUCAAUGGUAGCCAAUUUGAAAAAAAUUUACAAAUGUUAUCUAACAGAUCAUGUAGAAAUGUGUCCUCUUAUUUUAAAUAUCUAGAGCACAUUUUGUGGUAUCUUGCUACAAAUCCUAUAUAUUUCUGACCUUAAUGGACAUUCACCCUGCUUUUUUCCCUAAAUCAUCCUCUCAUAUUUCUGACACACCCACAGCUAUGAAGAAUCACCAGACUAGUAAUGAAUAUCCAUCUGUAAUAAGGCUUGAAUUCAGAGUCAAUUCUAAUUAUGCAAAGCUUGAUGUAAUGUAGAUGAGCUCUUUUAAAUACUAUUCCAAAGGACUACCACCAUCUCUUUGUUUUAAGAAAAAUCUUUUUUCCACAAAUAUUCAGAUAUGUGAGAUAACUGAAGAGAAUGAGAAAGUGAAUGCUUUUUGCCCUGUUUUUCCUGAAGCAAGUGUAAAUAUGUAUGUAUAUAGAUCUCAGCAAUAAUGAGACACCGCAUGCGAGCAGAUCCCUUUGCUUUUACCUUUUCUGAGCCGUUUAACCCCGGACAGGCUGAACAGGAGGAUCAGGGACUUCAUUACUUGCUGUAGCUACCAGCAAUAUUAACAAUGUUAACCAUUCUUUCUCUGUUCACCAGGAUCUACACAUAUUUCUUUGUCUUGGUCACUUUUUUUUCUCUCCUGUUUUUUCUUUUUCUUUUGUGGAAGUGCCCAGCCUGGCUGAACAAUAAUAUGAAGUGCCAAAAAAAUCAAGAGUUAUUUCCAUGACAAAAGCCUUCAGCAUAUGGUAGGCAACUCACAGCCCUCCAUAUGGUCCUUGAGAGAUUUCAGAUUGUCUCUCUUCUUUUCCCUUGCCUUCUCUCUCUAUCUUCCUGCCUCCCUGUGUAAAACCGUACAGAUUUUUCCAGUUCUGAUAUUACAUUUUGCCUGUUAUUAAGGGUAAAGCCAAUAGUGAUGUUUAUGAACAAUAAAAUCAAUAGCACAAGCA
Messenger RNA from Carassius gibelio (silver crucian carp), 5858 nucleotides. Its product is annotated as transcriptional repressor scratch 1-like. The record is from RefSeq and is a predicted model, not a curated record. Gene Ontology annotation, molecular function: RNA polymerase II cis-regulatory region sequence-specific DNA binding; DNA-binding transcription factor activity, RNA polymerase II-specific. The coding region runs from base 424 to 1347 and encodes 307 amino acids. Lineage: Eukaryota; Metazoa; Chordata; Actinopteri; Cypriniformes; Cyprinidae. The transcript has 2 exons. Gene Ontology annotation, biological process: regulation of DNA-templated transcription.